AUCUGUGUGAAAAUUAAUAAAAUAAAAAAAACUUGGAGACCUGUUAUGGGAGAGGCAAAAGUCCAGUUAAAUAGGUAUUAACUCUUCAUGUUACGUUAUGCUUAUAAUACGUCUGUAUGAUGACAAAUUUUCUUUCGUUCUUUCUAAUCUAAUGUAGUUCGUUGUUUUCAGAUUUAUUGAACGAAUCCAUUACUUUGGCGGUAAAUGUUAUGUCAAAUCAUCAAUCAAAUGUCACAACAAAACUAAAAUAAAAUUAGGUACCUACUUAAAUCGAGGUGCAGGUUUACUUAGUAAUUUUCUAGUUUUAUUAUUUUAAAAUGCCUGAAAUAAUGAUAUCUGGUAUACCAGUAACAUUCCCCUUUGAACCAUAUGAAGUGCAAAAAGCAUACAUGGGAAAGGUUAUAGAUAGUCUCCAGAACAACACAAAUGCUUUAUUGGAAUCUCCUACAGGGACAGGAAAGACUCUGAGCUUGCUUUGCUCAUCACUAGCUUGGUUGUUAGUCAAGAAAGCACAAUUACAAAUGAAUGCACAGGUCGGAAACUUUUCAGAUCAUAGCAACUCGAUGUUGCAUGAGAAUUUGAAGUCGGGCGCUGGUAAAGCAAAAGAUAAUGCUUCAUGGGGGAUGCCGAAAAUUAUAUAUUCAUCAAGAACCCACUCCCAGUUAACACAAGCCAUGCAAGAGUUAAAGAGAUCAAGUUACAGACAUGUCAAAGCUGCUGUGUUAGGAUCAAGAGACCAAAUGUGCAUUCAUCCAGAGGUAUCAAAAGAAACUAACAACACAAACAAAGUUCAUAUGUGUCAACUUAGAGUAAAAUCACGGACAUGUCAUUUUUAUAAUAAUGUUGAGUCAAAGAAAGAAGAUAGAUCAGUCAAAGGGGAUGAAAUAUUGGAUAUUGAAGAUUUAGUUACUGUAGGUAAGAAAUUAAAAUGUUGUCCGUAUUAUUUAUCAAAGGAACUGAAGCAGGAAGCAGAUAUAAUUUUUAUGCCAUACAACUACAUAUUGGAUCCAAAAUCUAGGAAAGCUAAUGGAGUGGAGUUGAUGAAUAAUAUCAUUAUUUUAGAUGAAGCUCAUAAUGUAGAAAAAAUGUGUGAAGAGGCUGCAUCAUUGCAGAUAAGGACCACUGAUGUUGCAUUGUGUAUUGAUGAGAUCACUCAUGUUAUGAGGUCUUUUAGUGAAAAUUCAGAAGAACAGAUGGAUAUGUCACUUGAUAAUAAUCAACCGAAAGAUUUCACAUGUGAUGACUUGUGUGUCUUGAAAGAAAUUAUGUUGGCAUUUGAAAAAGCAAUAGAUGAAAUUAAUGUUGGACCAGAAGGCAGCACAUUCACAGGAGGCUACAUAUUUGAUCUUUUAGCUAAAGCUGAAAUCAAGGAUCAUAAUCAAAUGGCAGUUAUUACUUUAAUUGGCAACCUGAUUCAGUUCUUAUCCACAGCUAGUGCAUCACCUUUCCAACGUAAAGGAGUUGGAUUACAAAAAAUGGCUGACUUACUGACUGUGGUGUAUAGUGGUACUACUCACUCUUAUAAAGAGCGGGUUAAAAUGUGUUACAAAGUACAUGUUGCUGUUGAUGACAAGAAAAACAAGAAAAGUGAAGGAUGGGGAGCUUUGAAAGUUAGUAAUGCCAAAACAGUUGAGCGGGUUCUCAGCUACUGGUGUUUCAGUCCUGGGUUUGGCAUGAAGCAGCUGAUGGAACAAAAUGUCAGAAGUAUAAUACUGACCAGUGGAACAUUAGCUCCUCUGAAGCCAUUGAUUUCUGAGCUGGGUAUUCCAAUUGGGGUCCAACUAGAAAAUCCCCAUAUAGUAAAAGCAAAUCAGAUUUGUGUAAAAAUUAUAGGCCAGGGGCCAGAUUCUACACAGCUCAAUUCAAAUUUUCAGAAUAGAAAUAAUCCAAAGUAUAUUUCUUCUUUAGGCAGGACUAUAUUAAGUUUUUGCAGGGUGGUGCCAGACGGAUUACUAAUUUUCUUUCCCUCAUAUCCUAUUAUGACAAAAUGCCAAGAAAAUUGGCAAGCAGAAGGCAUUUGGUCCAGUAUAAAUAAUAUAAAGCCUAUUUUUGUUGAGCCUCAGAGAAAAGAUACUUUCAAUACAAUCAUGCAUGAUUAUUAUUCUAAAAUUAGUGACCCCAGUACAAAAGGAGCCUGUUUCAUGGCUGUAUGUAGAGGCAAAGUUUCAGAAGGUUUAGACUUUGCUGAUAUGAAUGGCAGGGCUGUUAUAAUAACAGGAUUACCAUUUCCACCGUUUAAAGACCCAAGAAUUGUUCUCAAGAAAAAAUAUUUAGAAGAACUCAGGACUAAAGAAAAAGAUUUCUUAUCAGGAGAUGAGUGGUAUUCCUUAGAAGCCACAAGAGCAGUAAAUCAAGCUAUUGGAAGAGUGAUAAGACAUCAAAAUGAUUAUGGAGCCAUUCUACUCUGUGACACUAGAUUCAACAGUCCCAAAUUGAAAGGCCAGCUGUCAGCUUGGCUAAGAGGUCAUAUCCAAGUUUCAAAUAAGUUUGGUGAAACUGUUAGUGAAAUAUGUAGAUUUUUCAAAAAUGCCGAAAGUGCUCUGCCACCUCCUAAAUUAAAGCCAUUGUUACCCCAUGAAUCUAAUAAUAUAUCUAAAGAGUAUACUCCAGUCAACAUAGGUGGUGUGUCUUUCCCCACAUCUAAGACCAGGGCUGUUCAAAAAAGUACAAGCAAAUCAGUGACCCAUUAUCCCAAUUCCAAUGAGGUUUAUGCAAAUUUUUCAAUGGAUUUCUAUAAAAAGGCACAAUCUUCUGCAUAUGUCAAUGAGUUUAAACCCAAAGAAACCAAGGAUCUGUUCAGUGCUUUAGAUUGUAGCAACACUUCAGCAGAAAGUUCUCAACCUUUGGUCAAGAUUCACAAAAGGAGUAUUGAAGAAACAUGCAACAUGGUUACUGUUGCAAAGAAGAAAAAAUUGAAGAUAAAACCUUUUGGUUUUGAAGAGAACCUUGCUAAUAGUGAAACUUCACAUCCCAGUCUCGUAGAAAAGGAAGCUCCAGUUUCCUUGAUUGAUUUUGUUAAAGAAAUAAAAACCUUAUUACACCCUGAACAAUACAAGAAAUUUCAAUUGUCAAUCUCUUUAUACAAGAAAGAGGGAGAUUACUCAAAAUUCUUACAGACAUUGAAGGUGAUAUUGGAGAACAAAAAAAUGUUUUAUUUAUUCAGAGGCAUGAAAAGAUUUCUGAAAGAAGACCAUAAGAAUAUUUUCCAAGAAUAUUGUGAUAAUGUUAAAUUCGAUAGUUGACUAAAGCCUAAUGUACUUUAACAUUGAAAUAAUAUCUAAAUUAUGCAAAAAUCUUAAAAUAAAAUAAUAUAUUCAAUU
This is a messenger RNA of Plodia interpunctella (Indianmeal moth), 3320 nucleotides long. It is a transcript of the gene Rtel1, whose product is annotated as Regulator of telomere elongation helicase 1. Bases 318 to 3242 code for a protein of 974 amino acids. The record is from RefSeq and is a predicted model, not a curated record. Gene Ontology annotation, cellular component: nucleus. Gene Ontology annotation, molecular function: hydrolase activity, acting on acid anhydrides, in phosphorus-containing anhydrides; DNA helicase activity; ATP binding. Lineage: Eukaryota; Metazoa; Arthropoda; Insecta; Lepidoptera; Pyralidae. Gene Ontology annotation, biological process: negative regulation of DNA recombination; telomeric loop disassembly; DNA recombination. The transcript has a single exon.